This is a messenger RNA of Aspergillus luchuensis, 276 nucleotides long. RefSeq lists its product as uncharacterized. NCBI's taxonomy places the organism in Eukaryota, Fungi, Ascomycota, Eurotiomycetes, Eurotiales, Aspergillaceae. The transcript has a single exon. The coding region runs from base 1 to 276 and encodes 91 amino acids. The record is from RefSeq and is a predicted model, not a curated record.
AUGUUUCAUGAGGUCCAAUCUCUUGGAGAGACCGUGGCCUCAUUGGACGAAGGGGACCAGACCAUUGAUCCGGAUAAUUACCUGAAGAUAGACACAUGGCUCCAAGACCUCAUCAACUCACACGAGACCCAUUCGAAUCCUUCGAUAUCGUCAAAGGAGAGCUCCGAUUCGGAGUCUGAGAUCCCGGGGCCAUGGAAUGAGUUCCAUACCAAAAUAAGAGCCAUGUUCUAUGAGGUCCAAUCUCUUGGAGACACUGUAGCCUCUUUGAACAAAUAA